Molecule: messenger RNA, 1953 nt
Organism: Lathyrus sativus (Indian pea)
Lineage: Eukaryota; Viridiplantae; Streptophyta; Magnoliopsida; Fabales; Fabaceae
Source: the annotation of a GenBank genome assembly
AUGGACGAUUCCACUGAUCUCUUUCCCAUCGGAAUGCGCGUUCUUGCCGUCGACGACGACCCCACUUGCCUCAAAGUCUUGGAAGGUCUCCUCCGAAGAUGUCAAUACCAUGUAACUACAACUAGUCAAGCUAUAACGGCAUUGACUAUGCUGAGAGAAAACAAAGACAAGUUUGACUUGGUUAUCAGUGAUGUGCACAUGCCAGACAUGGAUGGAUUUAAGCUGCUUGAACUUGUGGGACUUGAGAUGGACCUUCCUGUUAUAAUGUUGUCUGCGUAUGGCGAUACGAAGCUGGUGAUGAAGGGGAUUUCCCAUGGUGCUUGUGAUUAUCUGCUGAAACCUGUGAGAUUAGAGGAGUUGAAGAAUAUUUGGCAGCAUGUGAUUAGGAAGAAGAAAUCUGAUUCAAAGGGGAAAAACAAAAUGAGCAAGCCAGACAACACUACUUCUGAUAGUGGCAGCGGACUAAGAUCGGCAGGAACAGAAAAUUCAGAUGAAAAUGGGAAGCUUAAUAAGAAAAGGAAGGAUCAGGAUGAAGAUGAAGAUGAGGAUAAAGAGAAUGGUAACGACAAUGAGGACCCGUCAGCUCAGAAGAAGCCUCGAGUUGUUUGGUCUGUGGAGUUGCACCGCAAGUUUGUUGCUGCUGUAAAUCACCUUGGCAUUGACAAGGCUGUACCCAAAAAAAUUCUUGAUAUGAUGAAUGUCGAAAAUAUUACAAGGGAGAACGUGGCUAGCCAUCUCCAGAAGUAUAGACUUUAUCUGAAAAGAAUUAGCUGUGUGGAAAACCAACAAGCUAGUAUGGCAGCAGCCUUAGGGAGUGCGGAUCAAUCUUAUUUGAGAAUGGGCGGUUCUGGACAUUUUCACAACAAUGCUUUCAGAUCUUUUUCACCUAGUGGGAUAAUUAGUAAUCUGAACACUCCGGCUAGUCUGAAUGGACACGGGUUUUCUCCAUCCGGACUACUUCAGUUGGGCCAAUCACAAAAUUUAAACAAUUCUUCCAAUGAUCAAUUCAAAUUCCAGUCGGCCAUAACUCCUGUUAAUCAGAAUAUUCUUCAGGGUAUGCCAAUGUCUAUAGGGUACGAUCACUUGCAAAACAACAAGGGUAUUAUUUCUGUUCAAAAUUUGAAUACUGAUGUAAAACCAAGUUUUCCCAUUCCAAGUCAAUUCCCGGAUCAAAGACCUAGAGUAAUUAACUCUAGUUUUCAUACUCCAAGUCUCGGUAUUUCAAACAAUGCCUUGAUGUCAGAAACACACCCUGAAGGAAAACGAGGUAUAGGGAUAGGAUAUGAAAGUUCAUCAUCUUCUUCGUUAGCUUCUCAACAUUCAGAAUUUUCUUUCAAUAUGCUGGAUCAAGGUAGGCGUAGUGAUAAUUGGUCAAAUGCUGGACAGUUAUCUGGGAUCCAGACAAAUUCUUUUCCUUCAAGUGAAUGUUUUAGACAAACAGCUAUUCCUCCUUCAGAUAACAUGGCUUCUUUGCCCUUGCAAGGGGUGUAUCCUGGUGGUCAAACCCAUGGUUCAUUGGCAGAUAUACACUCCCAAGGAGGAAUUUUUAGUAAUCCACCUGAGUAUAUAAACAGUAAUUUACCGUUCCAAGGAUGGGAAGAUCAUAAUCAGGAUGCUCCUUACCACUCAAAUGUUACUUGUGGAACAAUUAACUCUCCCCCUCCCGUUAACAGUGCUGUUGUUCCCCUAGGCCAAACAACAACGAACUCGACCUUGCAUAGAAGCAUGGACACUAAGUUUUGUGAUUCCAUACAAAUGAAGCAUGCUGGAUUCACCGAAUGCUCCUCAUCAAGACAGCCUCGAGCAAAUAUCAUAAGCCAGCAGCAAUUUUCUAAUAAUCUUGGUUCACUGGAAUACUUGGCGAGUUCAAUGAUGGAACAGGAGCAAGAUAAGAUGAAGUUAAUGGGUGGAGACUUCAUAUGCGAUAACUACUCUGGCGGGGUAUCUUUGUGA